AUGUCCCCCGACCCCAUACCCCUUCCAUCUGACCCUAUCUGGGGUUCCACUCCUCUGCCCUAUUGGUCGGCCAUCCUCCGUUCCUCCGUUCCUCCGUUCCUCCGUUCCUCCGUUCCUCCGUUCCUCCGUUCCUCCGUUCCUCCGUUCCUCCGUUCCUCCGUUCCUCCGUUCCUCCGUUCCUCCGUUCCUCCGUUCCUCCGUUCCUCCGUUCCUCCGUUCCUCCGUUCCUCCGUUCCUCCGUUCCUCCGUUCCUCCGUUCCUCCGUUCCUCCGUUCCUCCGUUCCUCCGUUCCUCCGUUCCUCCGUUCCUCCGUUCCUCCGUUCCUCCGUUCCUCCGUUCCUCCGUUCCUCCGUUCCUCCGUUCCUCCGUUCCUCCGUUCCUCCGUUCCUCCGUUCCUCCGUUCCUCUGACUUCCCAUGUGUCGGAACUAGACCCUGCACUCUCGCAUCUGUCCCCUCCGCUCUGCUCUGCUUCGGACUUCAUCCAAGCAGUUCCUUCCACUCCACUUCUACUGUUGGUUCUGACCACAUCCAUCAGUCCUCCUUCAGAGGACCCCCAUUCCGAUGUCCUGUCAGAACCCAUAGAAUUUGUGUUAGACUACAUUCUGAAAUUAGGGGCACAUACUCGGGUAAGGGGCACAGUGUACGAGCUGAAGCCAAGCCCCUCAGACUCUGCUUUACCCUUGAGCACGGUCUUAACAAUGACUUUCAAUGCAGGACCCCCUCACAGACCCCUCAAGGAGGUCAUCCCUGUCCUCACGGAAACCACAUGGUCUCAGGACACUGGUCCUCUCAUCACCAAACUCAAGAAACUAGUUAAUGCUAAGCCAGAGAUCUUAAUGAUCUUCAUGGCUCUUAUCCGUGAAACCACUAAAUAUAAGUCACCUGAACAUUCGUUGACCACAUGGAAAAUGCUUUAUUGCGUGCAACUUGAUACCAUCAUUCCUUCAUCCACUGCUACGUCUGACACAGACUCAACAUCUCACUCCUCUCAGAGGGAUACUGCCUCUGAAUCAUCAGAUGACAAAGGCACUCAAGUCAUCGCUCUGCCAAGUGAAGGGGCCACUCUCCAACAUUACCAGGAAUAUGUCAAAUAUCUUCAGCUUCAAAAGGGCAAGUUAGAGACUCGCAAUGCCACAGACAAGGUCAUUAUAGACCUGGGAAAGAAAUAUGCCCUUACUAUUGAGAUGUUCCUGCUCAAUGAUUCAAUUUUCAAAUCACCAUGUCCUGAUCCUCCUGUAGACUUACAGAGUAAGCCUUGUUAUGCAACUAAGGCAAUGGAGAAGGCUGCUCUCGUCACAGAGCUCUACAGCUGUAUUGAUCACUGA
Molecule: messenger RNA, 1326 nt
Organism: Suillus paluster
Lineage: Eukaryota; Fungi; Basidiomycota; Agaricomycetes; Boletales; Suillaceae
Exons: 6
Coding region: 1-1326 (441 amino acids)
Source: RefSeq, a predicted model, not a curated record